Messenger RNA from Strongyloides ratti, 1791 nucleotides. RefSeq names its product Alkylglycerol monooxygenase. The record is from RefSeq and is a predicted model, not a curated record. Bases 1 to 1791 code for a protein of 596 amino acids. The transcript has 3 exons. NCBI's taxonomy places the organism in Eukaryota, Metazoa, Nematoda, Chromadorea, Rhabditida, Strongyloididae. Gene Ontology annotation, cellular component: endoplasmic reticulum. Gene Ontology annotation, molecular function: oxidoreductase activity; iron ion binding. Gene Ontology annotation, biological process: lipid biosynthetic process.
AUGAUGACACUAAAUAACACACUUAAUGAUCUCUAUCAAAAUAUAACAGAAAAUUUGUAUUAUAAUGGAACUAAUGAAGUUUCAUGGUUGAAUAAAAUAUUUACUAACACAUCUUUUGGAUAUAGAUUUUUGGAAAGGAUAACUUUUACAAAUUUUAGACAUUCACUUUAUUUAAUUUCACCUUAUGAAACAACUGUUGAUUCUAUUGAAAAAGUUCCUAAUUAUAAUAUACAAGUAUCAACAUGGUGGUUAGUAUUAAUAUUUAUUGAAUUUAUAAUUCUUCAUCUAAGAAAAGAAGAUGAAAAAUUUGCAUUGAAUGAUUCUAUAACAUCAAUUAGUGCUGGUAUGUUAUCACAAUGUUUUAAAUUUGGUGGUAGAGCAAUUGCUAUAUUUGGAUAUGUUUUUGUUUGGAAUAAUUUUAGAAUUCUUGAGUUACCAUGGGACUCACCAUGGACAUGGAUUCUUUGUCUUUUUACUCAAGAUUUUAUGUAUUAUUUAGGUCAUAGAGCUGUUCAUGAAGCUGGAUUUUUUUGGGGUUUACAUACGAUUCACCAUUCUUCAGAAUAUUAUAAUUUUUCAACAGCUUUAAGGCAAGCAGCAAUACAAGAUGCUGGAUUAGCUUUAUAUGAUAUUUUACAAGCAUUUUUUAUUCCACCACCAAUUUUUCUUGUUCACAGAUAUUUUAGUGAAAUAUUUCAAUUUUGGAUGCAUACAAGUUUAAUUGGAUCAUUAGGACCAUUAGGAAUUAUUUUUAAUACUCCAUCAUAUCAUCGUGUUCACCAUGGAAGAAAUGCUUAUUGUAUUGAUAAAAAUUAUGGUGGAGUUUUUAUUAUAUGGGAUAAGAUGUUUAAUACAUUUGAACCAGAAAGAUUAGAUGAUCCACCUAUAUAUGGUUUAGUUACUCCAGAAAAAACUUUUAAUCAAUUAUAUUUACAAUUUCAUACUAUAUAUGAUAUUCUUAUUAAAAAAGGAUUAAUGAAAGAUGAAAAAGGUAAUCCAAUAUUUCCUGGAUUUAUAAAUAAAGUUAAAGCUGCUUUAUUUCCACCAGGAUAUUUUCCUGGUUCAGAUAUUUAUUUAUUUUUUCAUUGGUUUUCUAUGAAAGAUCCAAGUAAAGGUAUACCAGAAAUUAAAAAACCAAUUAUUAAAUAUAAUCCUAUUAUACCUACAUGGAUAAAACUUUAUUGUUUAUUACAUUUUAUUCUUUUACUAUCAAUAUUUUUACAUUUUGAAUAUGAUAGAGAUCAUUUGGGAUAUAUUGAUUUUACAUUAAAAAUAGCCUUUUUUAUAACAUCAAUGCAAGCAUUUGGAGCAUUUUUUGAUGAUAAAUGGUAUGCUAAUAUAAUUGAAAUAUUUCGUUGUAUUGGUGUAAUUAUAUAUUAUUGUAUUAAAUUAACAGAUCACAUUGGAUUUGGUCCUAGUAGAAUAUUUGUCCUAACACUAUUUUCAUCAUCACUUCUAAUGUGGAUUGGAUACACAUUUGAACAACUUAAAAAUAGAAGAAAAAGGCGAAUCUCCGAUGAAAAUGGAAAAGGGCAUAUCAAUGUGAUAAGUAAAAAGGAAAUGUUUUUGGAUAUGGAAAUGAAUGUAAAUGGAAUAAAUGAGAAAAUGAAGAAAAAAAAAAUAGCAUCUGAAGUGGAUAAUAAAAAGGAAACACAAACAGUUGACAUGUUCAUGAAAGAGGAUGAUGAAAAGGAGUACCAAAGUAAUGUAGUAAAAAUGAUGGAUAAUGAGAAACCUCCUGAUGAACCGAUACAUGAAAAAAAAACCAACAAUGUUAAGAUGCCUGAAUAA